AUGCCGCCAAUGCCAAUGUGUGGUCGUACUCUUCGACGGCUUCCUGUUCUAUCAUUGGUGCUCCACAACAACAGUAUUCGGUGUGCCCAUGUUCGAGAGGCAUUGGCGGCUCUGCGGAUGGGAAUAGCGUCGGAGGUUCAGGCCAAGGAACAACCGCCGAUGGAAAGAGCGGCGUAUACCGUCCAUAAUGCAAAUACGGAUUCGCCCCGUUCGCCAACAAGAACGACAGAAACUCAUGACUGUCGACUCUGCACCGCGAGAACUAGCGGCUUUCCCUUUUCGUCGUCAAAACUUCCUGUGUAG
Messenger RNA from Aspergillus chevalieri, 303 nucleotides. RefSeq lists its product as uncharacterized. The transcript is spliced from 2 exons. Lineage: Eukaryota; Fungi; Ascomycota; Eurotiomycetes; Eurotiales; Aspergillaceae. The record is from RefSeq and is a predicted model, not a curated record. Bases 1 to 303 code for a protein of 100 amino acids.